AUGGGACACCGGUGUCACCGCCAGCCCCCCGCGGCCAGCCCCGAGCGCGGCCGGGGGAAGGCAGGGCACGGCGCGGCGCUGACCGCGGCCCCGCUCCUCCUCCUCGUCCUCCUCGCUUCCUCGAUUUCUGCUGGCCAAGGUGCACCAAUGCCAUCCCAAGCACUUGUAUCAGAUGAGGAUUUUCAGCUGUUGAAAGAGAUAGAUGAUGCAUGUUCUGCUUACCUGUCCACAGAUUCUCAGCCUCAGGUGUCCAGUACAUUGGAAGAACUUUGUUUUUUGGUCAUGGGAUUUCUCCAGAAAGCACAGGGUUUAGAUGAGAAAGACAACACCAAAAGGUUCUUAUUUCAUUAUUCUAAGACUCAUGACUCGGGCAACUCAGACAUCAUGUCGUCUGUCCUGCAUCCUUUACUGCAACUCGUUCCUCAGCUUAAUGAGAGAAGACUGAAGAGAUACAAACUGGACGUAUGUAAACCUAAACUCUGUAUGCUCUCACACCUUGUGAUUCAUUAGCUUUUCUAAAAGUGCCCUUGUAGACCUUUCUGCUUUUAUAUUUUGGUUGGA
This is a messenger RNA of Sturnus vulgaris (Common starling), 561 nucleotides long. RefSeq names its product neuromedin U (gene NMU). Gene Ontology annotation, biological process: positive regulation of synaptic transmission; neuropeptide signaling pathway; positive regulation of smooth muscle contraction. Gene Ontology annotation, cellular component: terminal bouton. Lineage: Eukaryota; Metazoa; Chordata; Aves; Passeriformes; Sturnidae. Gene Ontology annotation, molecular function: neuromedin U receptor binding. The record is from RefSeq and is a predicted model, not a curated record.